This is a messenger RNA of Cutaneotrichosporon oleaginosum, 1008 nucleotides long. RefSeq lists its product as uncharacterized. Gene Ontology annotation, cellular component: nucleus. NCBI's taxonomy places the organism in Eukaryota, Fungi, Basidiomycota, Tremellomycetes, Trichosporonales, Trichosporonaceae. The record is from RefSeq and is a predicted model, not a curated record.
CUCUUCCUCACCACUUCUGACACCCCGCCCGCGCCAUGGACAGCAUCGAGACCCAGUCGCGCUCGGCGCUGGCUUCUGGGAGUAUUGGCGCGCGCUUUAUCUCCCAGAAUGCCGUUGAUGAGGCAAAGGAGCGUCGCGAGGAGGAAUGGAAGGCAGCUUACGAGCGGAUCGGACAGGAGCCGCCACCCGAGAUCAAGGAGGAGGAGCACGAUGGAAGGACGCUUUACGAGCGACUCGAAGAGCAAAAGCAAUUGAAGCAGGAUUGGUGGGAUGACCGCAUGAAGAUGAAGAACCAGUACCGCGGGCUGGUGGGAGAAGAGUUUGAGUUUUUGGCGGAGAAGGAACGCGAGAAGCGCGAUGCAGAACGCAGGAUCGAGGAGGAGGUCACGACUGAGCUGCAGGGGUAUCGGGAAGCCCGCUCAAAGCGCGCCGCCGACGCUGUGGCGGCCACGGAACCGCAGGCUGCUCCGAGCUCGGUACCGAAGCCUCCGUCCAAGAAGGUGGCGGCGCCCGCGAAGCCGGCCAAGAAGGACUUGCGAUCGCUGAUGAAGGGUGUUGUGGUGAAGAAGAAGGCCGCCAAGCCCGCCGACAAGGCUCAGGAGAAGGAUAAGAAGCGACCGGCCGAGGAUGACGGGCGCGAGGCUAAGCGCCGUGCAUGAGCGUGGGCGAGGGUGAAGGUGAGUCAAUGGUGUGCGCCGGCCAAGAUCCGGAUAUGGCGGAUGGCGGAGGAAGCAGCGCCGAUAUCUCAGAGGUGUACAACCGAGGAGGCGUGCGCCACUGUUCGCACCCAACGGCCCGCGGCCAACGAGUACAUCCCUCAUUUUUGGACGUCGCGGCGCGCGUCGCGUCCGGAUCCGCGACGGCGUUUCUCACGGCAGUCUGGCCCGACGAGAUAUGGCGAUAGCGAGCCGCCGUGAGAUGAGAUAACGCAGCGAUGGAGGAGUGGCGUGCCACGGUGCGGGAGUGUGCUUCGCGGCGGCGUGACUAGAAGUUAUCUGUUGUAAACAG